This is a messenger RNA of Schizophyllum commune H4-8, 3276 nucleotides long. RefSeq lists its product as uncharacterized. Gene Ontology annotation, molecular function: microtubule binding. Gene Ontology annotation, cellular component: spindle pole body; mating projection tip; cell cortex. The record is from RefSeq and is a predicted model, not a curated record. Bases 260 to 2863 code for a protein of 867 amino acids. Gene Ontology annotation, biological process: mitotic spindle orientation checkpoint signaling; establishment of spindle localization; nuclear migration along microtubule. The transcript is spliced from 7 exons. Lineage: Eukaryota; Fungi; Basidiomycota; Agaricomycetes; Agaricales; Schizophyllaceae.
GUACUUUCAUCCCAGUUCGUCUCUCGCCAUCGAAUUGCCGCUUCACCGUGCGGAGGCAAGGAUCGGGAAUCCGCCGGUGUCAGAGUCCCUCGCCUAUCAUACCCCAGCAUCUCUGUUGUAACGACCAAAGGCUUGAAGGCGCUCGAGUCGCCCCGCGGCACUCGCACCGGCGGAUCCUCUCGCUCCUCGUUUAUUCUUCCUUUAUUCCGCAGCCACCGUCCGAUAAUUCCUCUGUUUCCUUGCCUUUCAUCUCCACAACAUGGUCUCGCUUAGCUUUUCAUCCGCCAAGAGCUCCAAGUCCAAUCUCAGCUCCGCGUCUCAAACCAGCCUCAACCACGUCCCGCAAUCGCCUUUAUCAUCGUCCUCGAGCCUCGCGUCAUCGUCCAAGCUAUCGCUCGACCAGGCGGAUGAGGAGAAUAUCACCAUAACCGCCGGGCCGCCGCUGUCGAAGAAGAUGGAGGGAAAGCAGAAGAGUCAAGAUGACAACGAGCUCCGGACACUUGCCAUAUCCACGAACAUGACGGAAAUGUCGUACUCCAUAUCCGACAUUCAGACGAGGAUCUUUGAAAUUCAGGAGCUGCGCCACAAGUCACAGUCCUCGGGAGAUACAGCAGGAACGACGAGCGUCAUCGACCAGUCCCUCAUGAGCCUCGACGAACGUCUGGAAGCACUCGCCCAGGGCAUGAAGGCCAUCAACGAAUCUGUGGAACCCCUCACACACCUCACCCCCACGGCCGACCAAGAUGGCGAGAACAGCGAGCUGGCGGCGCUGCUACGCAAGCACGCUGCCCUCGUGGCCGAAUGGGAAGCCGUGCAAGAUGAAAGCGAAGUGCUUAGGGAGGAGCUCAAGGAGGACAAAUGGCUCACCGUCUUCCGGACCGUCACUGAUCAGGCGGACGGUAUGAUGUCGAGUUUGGAGAAGGCCGUCAAUCGAUGUCAGGAAUUCAUAUGGCAAGUGCACAAAUUUGGAGUCGAUGAUCCGUUGUCGCGGUCAACAGUCUCGCUCGACGCAAGUGUUCGGAGUGACAAGGCGCCGGUUAUCAAUAUGGAUGUCUUCACGCAGCUACAAGAAUCUUUUGAGGCAAAGAAGAAGCACUACAUGCCGGCGACGUCCAAGGUCCUAUCAAUCAUCGACAAGGGCGUUCGCGACCGCGUCACGAAGAAUGGCGAGACAUUGCGACGACAUGCAGAGUCUGCACAACGAUGGAAGAACUUGCGCGAACGCAUCCAAAGAACGGACUCUGAAAUGGAGUCCGUGCGCAAGAUACUUACGGGCGAAGGAACGGAAAGCGAAGGCGGCUCUAGCGCAUCGGGUGCGUCGCGGAACGGAUACCUCGGGACGCCGCCAAGUCGAAACAAGGCUCCUAUAUCCCGGUCCAUCUCCCCGCUGCGCAAGUUCGCGAAGAAGAUUACGGGCUCGCAACGCUCUCCAAAUACCCCCGUCACGCCGCUGAACAUCAAGAGCACGCGCGUGCCGUCUUCGGAACCGAUGAGCAAGCGCAAGUCUCUGUUCAAUGCGCUGCGGCCUAGCCAGCCGACUACGCCCGUCACCCCUGACCGGCCGGGGCAUAAGCAUACGCAGAGCCUAACGCCAGAGUCCUCGCCUAAUCGCCAUGCGAGGGACCUCUCGGCCAGAGACAUCACGACCGUCAAGGCUCGGCAGACCCCGCAGAAGGAGAAGGGCCCCGCGAAGAUACCAUGGAACAGCUCCACGAAGGUCGAAACCCCGUCGUCCACAAUCAAGCAAUCUCCAGCGAGGAGAACACCUUCGGCGGCGGGCUACUAUGCAGAUAUCCCGAUACCCCCCAUUCCUCCCAUUGGUCCCGGCACGCCGUACAGACGAAGUUUAUCGCGGACUUCGAUGGCGUCGUCGAGGCCGUGGUCUCCUCUUACUUCCUCUACGACGACGCAGUCGUCGAAUCCCCAGAGUCCGGGUAAAUCGCAUGUUUUCAGGCCUCCUUCGAGGGCGAAGACGCCGAGUCAGACACCUUCGCGGAUUACUACGCAGACACCGCGACCAAGGCCAAAGACCCCAAGUCAGAUACCGAAGCCCGCUGCGAACCGUUCGCCGGGUGGCACGUCUGACUGGGGAGACGACGACUAUGUUUCGCUGAAGAACCGGUCGUAUUCUCCGGCGUUCUCUAUGUCCGCGACCAGUGGCGUUUCUGCCGGUGGUCUAUCUUCGUACCCACCGCGGCCUCCGAGUCGCUCCAUGAUCCCCAUUCCGAGCGUGCAGCUCUCCACUCCCUCAAGACCUGGGUCCGCGAUGUCGCGCCCGGGUACGUCGAUGUCUGCAUACGGCGACAGCCCGAGCGGCGGUUCGACUUUCCGCACGUCUGCCAUGCGCGCGCAGACCCCGGAGAACCUCUUGCGCUCGCGCGCGCAGCAGGUGCCCGUGUACCAGGGCUCUGUCCGUGCGGGCCGCCCCUCGCUGGGCAACCUCCCACCCUCCAGCUUCCGCCGCGACGCGUCAACGGCUCGCGCGCCCUCGCGCCCGGGCUCGCGACAGGGCGCCAACACGCCCGGCGCGGACCAGCUGCCGAUGCACGAGUACGUGCCGACGAGCACGAAGGACCCGCUGGACCUCGAGGUCGCGAACAUCGUGAACUCGAUCGCGCACGGGCUGCUGGUGGAGCGCGUGGAUCCGCCGCUGAAGAAGGCGCCGAAGGAGGGGGAGGAGAUCAAGGCGCAGUACGCGUUCUCGAAUGCGCUGGGGCGGAAGGUCGUGACGUGCCGCUUGACGACGCUGGUGCGACCGGGGAAGGUGUCGGGCCCGACAACGACGAAGAAGGUGAUGGUGCGCGUGGGGGGAGGCUGGCAGGAUCUGAAUCUGUACAUGUUGAAUCGCCAGGCGGGCAUGUAAGCGCUUCACCCCUAUUGCCGAGGGAGCUUUACGUGGGUGGGCGCCGCGUCGUGAAGGGCCCCCUCGUGCGCGAACGACUCGCCAUACCGGAGGACUCGUUGUGUUUGGACUACUAUAGUACGUACGAGGGUGCUCGCGCCGAGGAGGCCCUGCGUAUCGCUUGCGAAGGAAGAGGAGACCUUUGGGACGAUUGGACCGCCCCUGCCGACGAUGGUCGUCUACCUCAAUGCGGGGUAUCGUCCGCUCAUGGGAAGUUUACUUGACCCUCUCUCUCAGUUGUAUUUUGCACCCCAUGUCCGCUCAUUAUCGUGCUUUCGUACGUAUGGAUCCCCUUCAUCAUGGAUACAGUACUAUGCAGUAAUCUAGGCAGUCUGUUCGUCUUGAUCGAUUAUCAUCGGGUCAAUGGGUCGGUG